Messenger RNA from Amoebophrya sp. A25, 5624 nucleotides. The record is from the annotation of a GenBank genome assembly. Lineage: Eukaryota; Dinophyceae; Syndiniales; Amoebophryaceae.
UUUUUUGAAUAUGGUCGUUGGAUGAUUUUUUCAAAGGCCCGAGAUUCAUCGCUCGCUUCGCUUAUCUUGUACUCAAACUCAUAUGGUUCAAGCGAAGAUCGAAUUUGUAGCGCAAAAACAGACGAGCAAUUAUCUAUAGCGCCUUCAUUUAGAAAAGGCGAUACUGAGAGUCUGAUUCUGAAAACACAGAUGCUGCAGUGUGGGAAUUUCCCGACAAAAAGGCAGGAAAUGCGUCUCACCGAAAAGAUACCGAGGCGUGAUCGAGAGAAGUGUAACUACAAGCAAUAAGACUUCUCGGUGUACAUUUUUGAUGUGGUCGACGGGUCGCUCUACUCUGUCCGCAAGAGGAUGUCGCGGAAGCGGCGGCGCCUGCUCGUAGCCGCAUUAGGCGGUUGCGUUAGCAGAGCAGCAACGCAGUCGUGGGAGGAGCAACCGAGUCGAUGGGACGACAAGCAGCAAUAUAAUCUUGGUUGGACAGCUACACGGGAUUCACAGCCAUCUUCGGGCCAACACGACCUGGAGAAAGAUGUCGCAUCGAGUAGAGAAGUCGUUUCUGCGGAAAAGGUCACCGUUGUUCCGAAGACAGGGGAUAUUAGGGUCGGCGUCGAUCAUGACGGACAAAGGUUUUUCACUCGGAACCUUGAAAAAAAGAGGACAACUGCCGACUCGGAGAAGAUAUCAGAGUGUGCGGUCUUUUCGAGUCGCGUUUCCAAUGCUGCCUGUGAGGUGGCGACUCAAAUUCUGCGACACAGUGGGUCAUAUGAGCUUGUUGUACGCAGGGUGAACCGCGAACGUGAUAAGGAUAAAGGCGUGGAUGAAGAUGCUCUUGUGAGCGUCGAUGGAGGAGACAAUACGCAGGGAGGAAAAGAGGACGGACGAGGAGCGCUGGACAAGAGUUGCCAUGUCGUGCAAAACAGAGAUGUUGACCACGCUGAAUUACUAUCUUCCGGUUCCGACACAACAACAACUAGAAGUACUGCUGGUGCUGUCGCGACCACAACGAACACCGAUGCUGUAUCGAAGCCGAAUAUCCUGGGUCGGAUUUAUAGAGCUUUAUCGAUGUUAUUCCCACCAGAUUUUGCAGAGGACACAAUCACAAGCUUGGACGACGGUGUGGAAGUCAGUGAGCACAAGGGUGGCUCAAGUCCAAGUGCUGCAGACCACUCGUUGAGUGGUGUGGGAGACUCAGCACUGAACCUUGGAAAUAUGGUAGACUUAGAUGAUGUUCUACAAGAUCCACCACCGAACGUAAACGUAGACGAAGAUCUUCUCGGAACAACAAGUGGCCGAAGUCUGCAGAGCGCAGGUGGACAGAGUGGUGAGAUUAUAACAGGAACCUUCCAGAAUACGACUUUUGUCCUGAACGGAACGGUCUCCGGACUAGUGCAAGAAGCGGACCUACCGCUUGCUGUAAAGGGGCGCUGGAUCACUGAUUCGAAACAUCGUCGAGUCAAUCUCAGGUACUAAAGAUCGUCGAGUCAAUCUAAGGUACUACUGAUUAUAAUAUAUUUUCAUCGCUCGUCAAGGAGAUGUGGCAGUUCAUGUCGUUAACUUUUUUAAUACAGUAGUUCUAAGUAAGAUUUUUGUAGUCGUUAUUAAAUAUGAUCGAGCUGAUGACAGGACGACUGUAGUUCCCUAUUCACAGGUGUGUGAAUUGGUAUGGCCCUCACAUGAGACAGAGUGUCGUGAACGGUUUGAACGUCCAGCCUCUUCACCUCAUCGCGGACACGAUAGUGAGCAGUGGUUUCAACUGUGUCCGCUUGACCUAUUCGUUGGAUCUAGUGAACAAUGUCACGAUGAAAGUUCCGAACGCAAAACACACCCUGGCGCGCAAUAUCGACUUGAUUGAUCUCACUCCCAUGCAAAUAUUUGACCGCACUGUGGAAGUCCUCACCCAGAGAAAAAUCAUGGUCUUUCUGAACAAUCAUGUUUCCUCGAGUGGUUGGUGCUGCAGUAUCGAUGACGGGGAAGGACUCUGGUACUCCACCAGUUCUCUAUCUAAGAAUAGCCCAUACCAACAUCUAUGGUGUUUUGCUGUCGUGGUUUUAUUUUGUAUACGGCUAUGGAAGCUCGAUCAUGCGUCUUAGUCUUUCCAGCCGAGAGUGCUCAAGUGCCCUCUCACUGUAUUAAGUGAUCUCGCAUGAGCCUUUUUACAGGUACACAUCGAGGUGGAGCGAGCGUGAUUGGAUUCGCAGUCUAGUGGCGGUGACCUUGCGCUACAUUAUGAUGCGGGUUCUUUCACUAUCGUGCUCACUCCUGCUACCCCUUGCGUUGAGAUUUUCUUUGAUAGGAGGUAUUAUAGCUGCUUCUCUGUAAACAGGGUCAGUGAAGAAGGCGAGAAGCUGCGUUACUGGGAAAGAACUGGCUAAUGAUUCGGAAACUAAGAAAGUCGCGAGUUGGUGAACUAAGAAACUACUCUCUGAGAACUCAAGGCAGGUUCUAAUAUUCAGAACAACAAUUACGUAGUAGGACACGAUAUACGAAACGAGAUCCGUCCAUCUAUGGGACUUUCGCCGACUUGGUUCAGCGCCGAUAGGUACGCAGCUUGGGCACCAGCGGCGUUGCGCGCGUCUCUCGAAAUCGAAAAGGUUCAUCCAAAACACUUGAUAUUAUGGAAUAAAUCACGAAGAUUUACUACACCUCCUUCGAUUUCUAUUAAAUCAAUCUGAUGGUACAAACAUGAAUAAGAGGGGCAACCUGCCAUUAAACAUCUCGGUUCUUGAUGAACUCCGUGUAUUAUCGUAGACUGGAGGGUCGUUGUGCUCUUUCGCUCUUUUUUCAUUCUUACGCGCAACUACUACUAUGUCCUUUCAUUCUUACGCACAACUGCUAUGUCUUUUCAUUCUUACGCACAACUGCUACCUCUUUUCAUUUUUACGCACAGUUGCUACUUCUAAUGUCAGUUGUGUCUGCGUUGUAUUUUGGGAUGUUUCUUUGUGAUGUGGAUAAAUUCCCAGUGCACGAGCUACUGCCGGGGAAGGUGAUUUACGCGGUUCACGCUUACAAAUGGUACUCCGUACGAGAGAAGGUGAGGACCAUGAUUGAAGUUUACCUUGGUGCUUUUGUCGCUUUCAUCUUCCUCAGUUGGGUCUUCGUAUUGUACCUGGCGCUAAUGGCUCGCUAUUGUCCCAACAACUGCUUUUCGCGCUUUGUCACGGCGUGCAUGCGAUGCUUGUGUCGUGCGGAUCCGGGGUCUAGUAUACAAAAGGCAGGUAGUGGCACCAGUGGUAGAGGGGUGGUAAUGCAGGCAGGCCGGGGACGAGGUGGCUCAGCUGCGGUAGAAAAUUUCACGCCGACGUCAACAUCUGGAGGUGGCGCAAUUGUACCUUACAAUACGCCAGGCGACGAGAAAGUGGAAGAGCGCGAACGCUGUUGCGCCUUGAUUCGGCGUAACAAACUUCUUGUAUGGCUGACACGUAGAGAAAAACAAUAAUUGAAAACAUCUGGAGGAUGAAAAAUGUGCCUGAAGAACUUUUUUGGGUACAGCCACUGAAGAAUGAUAGACCUGUUUCCUGUUUAUCAUAGGUGCGUACUCUGGGUCCCACUUUAAGUAGUGGAGGUUCGAUAAUUUUUUGCAAAACCAUACGUCUAAUACUUUCGACCGCCAUCAUCGUUACUCUCUGCGUCCCCUUGCUGUCUGGCAUUUCGGGCUAUUUUUCUUCCGUGUGCGAUUUGCGCUACCAUAUUGCCGCAGUCACGUGGUUUAUCUUAUGCGUUUCUACAAUAUUUUCGAGGAAGAAUGAUGCUGUAAUGCUUGCUUGAUGUAUCAUCGGCGAUCAAGUGUAAAUUGAAAAUUCCGAUGUCUUACGUGAUGAUUGCAGGAAUUUUCGGACGCUGCACCUACUGAAUUUAACGACUACAGAAUGCUCUAUUCCUUGGUCGAAAAAAAAGUUCUAAUGAAUUUAGCGAGUAUCUUUGCUGGAGCAUCGGUGCUGAUUUGGUUUUUCGUCUUUGUACGGUGGAUGAUCGAAUACGGGCCAUUGGUCCCAGAUCUGGCGUCCGGAACGUCUAAGCAGCUUGCUGAUUUAGUGAAAGGGAGUCCGCUAAUCACGGAUCUUCUGGUUGGCGCGCCAAUCGUCGCUACGGACCCGUUGUACGUAGAGCAGGCUGCUGCGCUAGAGAGGAGUAAAAACCCGUUGUACGUAGAGCAGGCUGCUGCGCUAGAGAGGAAUAAAAGAGAGCGCCGCCGCGAACGGCGACAACGACGUCGAGAUCGCAGACAGAGACUACAGGACUCAACAGCGAAGGGAGAUUACAAUAGUUUCAACGAACUCGUUUCCUCUUCGGAGGAUUCAUCAGGGUCAAGUCGGAGUCCAAGGAGCAGUCGAGGGGGCCACGAACAAGGUAACACACGAAGAGGAGCUGAAGCUUCUACAGAAUCGCUGUCGGGAUCACGAGAGAUGCCGCGAAAGAUGAGCGGAGGGGCUGUAGUUGCAAACCAGAGCAACAGCAGUACAACUGGGUCGCGUACUCUCGCAAGGGGUAAUAGCGGUAGCGGAGCAGGAGGGCCUCUCGGCGGAAACGAGGGUAUGCUACGACAGCGUCAGGUCUCGGCCGGAUCGUUGCAGACAGCGGUGUCUGGGAUUUCGCGUGCAAGCCGUGGGGAAAUCCUCAUGGGAGCUUAUCCUCAGCGCGAGCGGCCCCAUCAUGUAGUUGUUGCUGGACCCGGCUCAAAAAGUGUUCGCGGUUCAGCCGGGGUCCCGCUGGUACGGGGAACCAGUGUGGGGGCGCCUUCAUCGAGCGUAGGGGGAAAUGCGGUCCCGCCCUCAACGAGCGCAGCGCAAAGUCGACGACAGGACUUGCCACUUCGCGAUGGUGGGAGUGUGGUAGAUGGGAGGACGAGGAUGGAUGCAACUACAACGACCUCUGCUGGGCGACUUGAACAGGGAGAAGUUGCGCGGAGUACUAGCACCAGCAGCGAGACCAGCGAUAGUGCGAGCCCCUUAGUUGGCGAUGAAGCGGAGAACAUGCAGACGGCUUUGCAACGCGCGAGUCUAGGCUUACGGCAAGGCUUCGCAGAGCUGGGUUUAGCGGUAUCUUCGGAGGAGCCAACACCGCUGCCCCACGCGCUGCGAGCCUCAUCCAAGGCACGAAACAAGGGGAGCGUGGGUGCUUUAUUGAAUCCGACGUUAGAUGAGGGCAACCUGCAGUACGGGCACCCGUCGGCAUCAACCUCACAGCUCUCGUCUUCUUCAUCCUCGUCGUCGGCGGGCGUCCGGGACGCCGGCACAGAUGACGCGGCAGCGAUUCUUGCUCGCCAGCUCGUGGAGCAGCAUGACUUAGUUGUAGGAGGCCCCGACCAGCACGGGCAGCGCAAUACUGCAGCGAUGCGGCAAGUGCCAGACGACAUUGCGGCGGCAGGGGGCGUGCCACGGUCGUCUUUAGCAACUCCGGCACCUGGUAGCUGUACACCAGCGGCCUCGAUGGGAGGCGGGCCGUUGCUGCGUACCUCGUUAAGCGAUUUAAGCCGGGGGGGCAUUGUCAUGAACCUUGAGGCAGCAAUGUCUCGAGCUGCGGAUGAAGUGGAGAGCUUUCACUCAGUCUCCGAAGACGAGCGAGAGACCGCCGACCGGCACAGGGGGCCAAACGAAUUAUUACGUUUUUGGAUAAAGAGUCACCCAUAG